Molecule: messenger RNA, 1065 nt
Organism: Helianthus annuus (common sunflower)
Lineage: Eukaryota; Viridiplantae; Streptophyta; Magnoliopsida; Asterales; Asteraceae
Product: tropinone reductase homolog At5g06060-like
Exons: 4
Coding region: 49-876 (275 amino acids)
Molecular function (GO): oxidoreductase activity
Source: RefSeq, a predicted model, not a curated record
GCGCAAAGAUAUCGAUCGACUGAAAAGUAGCAAACAAAAUCCGAUAACAUGAACACGAAGGCAGCGUCAGUCGCAGCCGCCACGGAGAACAGCAAGGUAACUAGAAGUCUCAGAUGGUCUCUAGCUGGAAUGACUGCUCUUGUCACAGGCGGUACACGUGGCAUUGGCUAUGCUGUCGUAGAGGAACUCGCGGAGCUUGGGGCAGCCGUACACACCUGCUCUCGCAACCAGGAGGAGCUUAAUCGACGUUUACAAGAAUGGUCCACCAAAGGCUUCAACGUCACAGGAUCCGUCUGCGACGCAUCAUGUCAUCCUCAACGCCAACAACUUCUAGAAAAAGUCUCCUCCAUUUUCAAUGGAAAGCUUAACAUUCUGAUAAAUAAUGUUGGGACAAACAUAUUUAAACCUACUAUAGAGUAUACUUCAGAAGAGUAUUCGACGCUUAUGGCUACCAAUUUCGAAUCCUGUUUCCAUUUUUGUCAACUUGCACAUCCUCUUUUAAAGGCUUCUGGUGUCGGUAGCAUUGUUUUCAUGUCGUCGGUGGCGGGUCAGGUUCAUGUGUUUUCGGGAUCAGUCUAUGGAGCCACUAAAGGUGCAAUUAAUCAGCUUACAAAGAAUUUAGCAUGUGAAUGGGCCAAAGAUAAUAUUCGGGUUAAUAGUGUGGCACCAUGGUUCAUCAAAACCCCACUUGUCGAAAGUAUGCUAAGCGAUAAACACUUUUUGGAUAGAGUAAUAUCUGCAACUCCAUUGGAACGUCCUGGAGAAGCAAACGAGGUUUCAUCAAUGGUGGCAUUCCUCUGUAUGCAUGCUGCUUCGCAUAUCACCGGACAAACAAUUGUUGUGGAUGGAGGAUUUACGGUUAAUGGUUUCCCAUGAUCCCAAUUCCUUUUUAUGUUUAUGUCUACGUACUUUGGUAAUGAUCUGUAUUCGUUCCUAUGUUUAAUAAUGGAUCAUAGUCUAUUUGGUAUUUUUAUGAUUUUUGUUUAAGGUUGAGUUUUAGUUUGGAGAAGAGGCAUGCAUGGGUCGAUUUUGGUUUAAUCCUAAUCACAACUGUGAUUUUGGUUU